CUCUGCCAUUUUCCUUGAAAUAGUUUUUUUUUUUUUGGACAUUCCAGCAGCUUAUACCGAAAUGUCGGAUGCAAGCGACAGCAACAAGCCCGAGAAGCCGAGCAAAAGCGGCUCGGGUGCCAAAGAAGAGGGAUUUAUCCGCGGCAUUCGGAGCAAGCUGCGUAAAGUAAGGAGCAAGAAGGGCAAGGCCGCAGAGUCCAGCGGCAGCUCCAGCGACGAGCCGCAGCAGUCGCCCACACCCUACCAGUCGGCCACAACAGUGUCGCGGGCGAUGCCGAAGGACUCGGUGGCCAGCGUGCGCGGGACCACGCGGGCAGGGUCAGCUGGUGGCGGCGAGCCGUUCAGAGUGAAGUUUGUCAAUGCCAAGGGCGACGCGACAAUGGUGGAUGUGAAUCCGAUGGAGAAAUUCGAGAGCCUUGUGCAUCGGGUUGCCGAUAAGCUGCGGAUGUCGCAACACGGUCAGUACAUUCUCAUGUACAAGGACCCAGACGACCAGGAGAUUGGCGUGGCAUGCACAGACAACAUGCAUGAGAUGUUCCGGCUAUUUGAGCCGGGCAGUCGAUUCCAGCUCAAGAUCGUGCAGUUCAACGGUAACAACAGCGCUGCUAUCGAAAAUGUUGCGAGCAUCUGGGGGUCGUCACACACGCCAUCGCAGUUCCAGUCCUUAGUGAUCAACGAGUACGAGAGCGAUUCGUCCGAGUCCUCGCUGGAUCUGACCAAUAUCCAGAUGGAGGACCAGAAGCAGAAAAUCAAGAAGCAGGAUAGCAAGAAGCAGGAUAGCAAGAAGCAGGAGAUGCUGGAGAAGCCCAAAGUCAGCAGCAACUCCGACAGCAUCGAGAAGCUCACCGAGCACGCUAUGGCUGCUGCCUCUGCGGCUGCCGUUGCUGCCGCUGUCAAAGCCGACCAAACAGUAGAUGAGGCCAUCGAGGACAUCGAGGACAUCGAGGAGACUGUUGUAGAAGCCGCCAGCUCGGUCGGCGCCAAGGUCGAGGAGGCCAAGACCAAAGUUGAGGAAACCAAGACGAAGGUGGAACAGAAGGUCGACAAGGUCAAGGUUGAGGUGAUCGACGAGCUCCAAGAGGAGCUGGACGAGUACAAGGUCAAAGUUAACGCCAAGAAGACCACCAAGCCGCCAAAGCACCCUCAUGGCAAACACGAGGAAGCCAUAGAGACCGCCAUUGGUAUUGAGGAGACAGCAACCGGCAAGGAGAUGGUCGAGGUUGUUACCACGACGGUUGUUAAGCGGCCUGAUAGCUCACAGGACACGGGGAGCGAGAGCCUGGAGGCAGCAAUCAGAAAGCUGCAGGAGACAGUGGCCACUAUCACGCAGUCGAUGGUGAAGAUGGGCGAGGAUCAUCGUUUGGCCAUGGGCCGUUUGCAUGCAGAGCUCCAGGAGACUAACAAGAAGGAGGCAAAGGAGAAGGAGGAGUCUGCAACCAAGGUAGAGGUCGACAUCAAGACUGAAACCAAGGCUGAUGCCAAGACUGAGGUGAAAACAAAUGUACAGACAAGUACGACGAUUGAGGAGGUGGCUGAAGAGAAGGUCGAGGAGACGGCAGACAUUGAGACAAUCUCUAUUGAUAUCUUUGACGACAAGUCCGAGAUGAAGCCCGAGACGAAACCCGAGACCAAGGUGGAUGUAGACAUAGAUGUCAAGGUCGACGAGAAGAAGGACGAGAAGAAAUCUGAGGAGAAAAUCGAUGUCAAUGUUGAGGUCAAGAAGUCUGAGGAGGAGACGACCAAGGUUGAUGUCAAGGUUGACGAGAAGAAGGACGAGAAGAAGGAUGACAAGAAGGACGAGAGUAUCCACCUCAAGGUCGAUGUCGAAGAGAAGUCCAAGGGAGAGCUUGUGGAAGAAAAGGUCACGGUCAAGGUCGAAGAGUCUGUGGUGAAGAAGAAGAAACCCAGCAACGAGGAGGUUAUCAAGAUCGAUAUAUGUGAAACAGCGCAUCACGGCAGCCACCAUCACCACCACCACCACCAUGGCGCAAUCCGUGUCGAUGAUCUUAGCUCUGGAUUCGUUGUGACCACCGGUCCAUAUAACAACGGGUUCUUUCAGCAGGGGUUUGCUGAGACCGGCAUGCCAUCGUCAUUUUCGCGGCCACGCUUCAUGAUGUCGCCGUUCACACCGUCAAUUGGGUACAGUGUCGAGGAUUUCAAGUUCAGGUUUGGGAAUCCAGGCGAUUUCCCGAGCAAGGCACUGUGCAUGGGCGAUACAGUUGCGUGCCCCCACUGCUUGAAGAUUAAGAUCAAGGAGAUGGGCUAUGACUGCACUGAGGCGCACCUGGCUUCGUUGCUUGACGUGUAUAACGGCGAUGCUCGCAGAGUUAUCGAAUUUGUCACCCGCUAAUAUGCGUGUUUAUGCGAU
Molecule: messenger RNA, 2368 nt
Organism: Linderina pennispora
Lineage: Eukaryota; Fungi; Kickxellomycota; Kickxellomycetes; Kickxellales; Kickxellaceae
Exons: 2
Coding region: 62-2350 (762 amino acids)
Molecular function (GO): protein binding
Source: RefSeq, a predicted model, not a curated record